AUGCAAUGCUCUUACGACAAUAGGGGCAAUAGCGUCCCAACAAUUCUAUUACUAAUGCAGGAAAGAUUGUACUCACAAGGUUUGAUCAAAGCCUGGUUCCGUGAGCUGCCAGCUGGCGUGCUCGAUGGGCUUUCUCUGGAGCAGGUUUUGCAGUGCAAUAUCGAGCAAGAUUCGGACGAGCUGAUUAAGCAGCUAAAGCCAACCGAGAGUGGCUUACUAAGCUGGGCUGUCAAGCUCAUGGCUGAUGUGGUGGAGCAAGAAGAUUCUAACAAAAUUAAUGCCAGAAAUAUUGCUAUGGUUUUCGCACCGAAUAUGACUCAGGUCGCGGCUGAGGAUCGCAGGAGGAGAACUUUGAUAGAUAAGGUUCCAAAUAUGAAUAAUUUGGAUGCGGCACAACGGGAAUUGAGGUACCAUCAGACCCAACAGGCACUUCUGGACCAGCAGGCUAUACUUCACGACCAUCACGGUCUAUUUAAGGGCACGCUUCAUGCUAUGCUCGACAAUCAAAGGACGACUACAUUACUCCAAGUCAUGUCUGCGAGGAGUAAAAAUCAACACAUCCAGACAAUACAGAUGAAUGCAGCUUUUUCCCUCUUGCCAAAAUUGUAUGCCGGUCAUCUAUUUCUGCAGCCGCAACCCGUCCAAGAGGGUGAAUAUUAA
Messenger RNA from Striga hermonthica, 660 nucleotides. NCBI's taxonomy places the organism in Eukaryota, Viridiplantae, Streptophyta, Magnoliopsida, Lamiales, Orobanchaceae. The record is from the annotation of a GenBank genome assembly.